AUGAAAUCUAGAAAAAUCUCAUUGAUUCUAUCUGUAGCCAUUGCCAUAAUAGCAAUUUUCGCAUCCAAAACUCUCUUUAACACACAUCCUAAAGCCUUUAUGCACAAUCCUUUCGAUAUUUUACAUGGUAUUAAAGCAAUAUCAUGUUCAGCUAUAAGUGUUGUUUGCAGCCAUCAUCAUCACCAUCAUCACCACCGUCAUAAACCAUCCGAUACUAAAAAAAAAGUAUCAAUAUGCGACGAUUUUCCAAAAAACAUACCUCCACCGGACACUAACGUGACGUCCUAUCUUUGCGUGGAUAAGAACGGCUGCUGCAAUUUCACGACGGUGCAAUCAGCCGUGGAUGCAAUCGGAAAUUUUAGUCAGAGAAGGAACGUCAUUUGGAUCAACUCCGGCAUGUACUAUGAAAAAGUGGUGAUUCCGAAGACUAAACCAAACAUAACGUUGCAAGGACAAGGAUUCGAGACUACGGCCAUAGCGUGGAACGAUACGGCAUACUCGGCUAAUGGCACUUUUUACUGUGCCUCGGUCCAAGUCUUUGGAUCUCAGUUCAUCGCUAAGAACAUUAGUUUCAUGAACGUAGCUCCGAUACCGAAGCCAGGAGACGUAGGAGCUCAAGCGGUGGCGAUAAGAAUAGCAGGAGAUGAAUCGGCGUUUGUGGGAUGUGGUUUCUUUGGAGCUCAAGACACUCUUCAUGACGAUCGAGGUCGUCAUUACUUCAAGGAUUGCUACAUCCAAGGCUCUAUUGAUUUCAUCUUCGGCAACGCCAAAUCUCUCUACCAGGACUGUCAAAUAAUAUCAAUGGCGAACCAACUGAGCCCAGGGUCAAAGGCGGUCAACGGAGCCGUGACUGCUAACGGCCGUAACUCAAAGGACGAGAACAGUGGCUUCUCUUUCGUCAACUGCUCAAUAGGCGGCACUGGUCACGUGUGGCUUGGACGUGCCUGGAGGCCUUACUCACGUGUUGUCUUUGUUUCCACUUCCAUGACCGAUGUUAUCGCGCCCGAAGGCUGGAACAACUUCAACGAUCCCUCUAGGGAUGCGACAAUAUUUUACGGAGAGUACAAUUGUUCGGGUCCAGGAGCCGAGAUCUCGAAGAGGGCAGCGUAUGUUCAGAAGCUUAAUGAGACUCAAGUUUUUCAAUUCAUUAGCACUUCUUUUAUUGAUGGAGACCAGUGGUUACAAUUUUCCGAUCUUUAAAGGAAACAAAUAAAUCAAUAAAAACUAAUUUCAACCAAAGAAACUUAUACCACACGUAUAAUCUUUUGAUUUUAUUUAUUAAUUUUAGAAUUGUUCGUCUGUGUCUUCAUGCUGACUGUUUUUUUUUUACCAAGUAAUUCUUUGGACUCUUUGGUAGAUUUUGUUGCUAAACCAAGAGUAAAUAUGUAACCUUUAAUUCGAUAUAUCGGACCAACCGGUUCGGUUCAAUUUUAAAAAACAUAAGUUGCAAUUGCACCUUCUUCACAUGCGCAUAUUCCUCGGGGAAAUA
Molecule: messenger RNA, 1489 nt
Organism: Eutrema salsugineum
Lineage: Eukaryota; Viridiplantae; Streptophyta; Magnoliopsida; Brassicales; Brassicaceae
Product: probable pectinesterase 8
Exons: 5
Coding region: 1-1200 (399 amino acids)
Biological process (GO): cell wall modification
Molecular function (GO): pectinesterase activity
Source: RefSeq, a predicted model, not a curated record